Egretta garzetta (little egret) is the source of this 2818-nucleotide messenger RNA. RefSeq names its product chloride intracellular channel 2 (gene CLIC2). Gene Ontology annotation, biological process: chloride transmembrane transport; negative regulation of ryanodine-sensitive calcium-release channel activity. Lineage: Eukaryota; Metazoa; Chordata; Aves; Pelecaniformes; Ardeidae. The record is from RefSeq and is a predicted model, not a curated record. The coding region runs from base 467 to 1330 and encodes 287 amino acids. The transcript has 4 exons. Gene Ontology annotation, molecular function: chloride channel activity.
GCAAAGCUCGCUCCUUCCGCCUUUCGGGGCCCAGCAGGCACGCCGCAGCGUUGCGUAGUGCUCAGCCGAUUGGGAAACCGAGGCAGGGUGCUGGGAGGUGCCCGAGAGCAGCUCCGGGAGGCAGCUGGUCCCCACCCAGCACCCUGAGCUGUGCUCUGCGGGGCCGGGGCUGCAAUGCUGAGGGGCUGCGUCCCCCGGGAAAGGCGUGGAUGGGGCUUCAAGGGGACGGGGAUGGGCUAGGACGGAAAACGAUGGGAGGAAAUGAGCCGGCCCCUUGGCGCAGGCAGGGCUGUGGGCGAGAGGGGAGCAGGGGAAAGUCCCUGCAGGUGUGGGGACCCCCGGGAGGUAGUGGGCUUGCAGCUGGCCAUUGGUGUCGAGGGGGAAUGUGAGACCCCCUUUGCCCAUUUGCACCCGGUGCGCUCAGCUGAACAAAAGCAAAUGUCCCUGCUAGAACGCAGCAGCGCAGAUGGCCCAAAGGGCUGGGGGGGGACGUGGGGGCUGUCCCCCUGCGCUCGUGCGGGGCACUGCCCACAGCCCCCAUGCCAGGCCGCUCUGCGCCCUGUGCCUCUGCAAGCCCUCCCGCCGCCUGCGAAAGAGGAAGCUUCAGAUGCAUUCAUCAUCCGCCUCCUCGGACAUGUCGACCCUCGCAGGGCACCCUGGAACGCACCAGCGAACAAGAGGCUGUUCCCGAGGAAGUCACGGGAGCUUCUGGCUUCCCAGGGCCCCUCCUGUGGUGCCGUGCUGGGCCGGAGCUGCCUGCAGGCAGAACGCUGCUCGGGGGCUCUGCUGUCACCAGCGUCCCCAACCCGUGGAGCUUCUGCCCUGUGAUGUUCCCCUAGCACGCACCCAAAUAACACAGCUCCUGGGGCGGCAGCUGCGGUACCCGCACCUGAGCCCCAAGUAUAAGGAGUCCUUUGACGUGGGGAGCGACAUCUUUGCCAAGUUCUCGGCAUACAUCAAGAACCCGCGCAAGGAAGCAAAUAUCAAUUUGGAGAAGGCCCUGCUGCGGGAGUUUCAUCGGCUGGAUGUCUACCUAAACACUCCUCUGCCCGAGGAGAUUGACCAGGACAGCGUGGAGGACAUCACUGUCUCCAAGAGGAAAUUCCUGGAUGGAAACGACCUCACGCUGGCUGAUUGCAACCUCCUGCCCAAACUGCAUAUCAUCAAGAUCGCAGCCAAAAAGUACCGUGACUUUGAGAUCCCAGCGGACAUGACAGGCGUCUGGCGCUACCUCAACAAUGCCUACGCCUGCGACGAGUUCAGUCACACGUGUCCCGCGGACGAGGAGAUAGAGCACACCUACGCCAGCGUCGCCAGGAAGAUGACCUAACCCCACCACGGGGCACGCCGGCAGCGCUGCCCCUGGCCGAGCCCUCCACCUCCGCAGUCCUGACAUAACCAAACCCCGGCCGAGGGCGGGACUGGAGGGGGUUUACGGCAUCAUCGCUACCCCCCGCCUUUCAGAAAUAGCGCCUUGCUUCACAGCCCCCUGCCGCCCCCUCCUCCUCCUCUGCCGGCCGGCUGCAGCCCCUGUGCACCCUCCGUGCUGGCGGCGAGUACGGACCGGUCCCUGCGUGGCUGCAGGGCCAGCUGCACCCCUACUCCCUGAAAACGGGUCUCGUGGCCUGUGACCAGGCAUCAUGGGAAGAGCCGAGCGCCAGCCUUCUGCAGCAGCAGUUUGGUGGAAGAGAUGAGGAUCCCCCAGCAAGCAGGGGGGCAGUGCUGCCUCCCCAUCAGCUGCUGGGGCUGCUCCGCUCUGCCAGCCCCCCCUGUCCCAGCCAUUCUGUGCGCUCCGGGAGAGGCGUCCUGGGAUCCCAGCACAACACCCGGGCUGGAGCAAUUUGAAUUCGCCCUGUCGCCCUUCCAUGCAGGACCCGCAGCCCGUGUUUGGGCAAGCCGUCUCUUCCACCAAGGCGCCCAGGUUCCCCCUGAAGACACCGCAAGUCUCUGCCCCGGGUAGUUUACCACAGCGACAAAUUGUUCUCGCUGCGAGAGCAUUGUAAUGUGCAUCUAAGUCCCCGUUAGGACAUGGCGGAAGGAAGACGCUGGGGAUGAUUCCUGGCAUGAAAGUACCGGGACCUACUGUGAAAGGGAGGGAGCGGAGCGGGGACUGGCGAAGGGCUGAGGCUCAGGGCAUCCCUCCCACGUGUGCCAGCGCCCAGGGCCACGUGCUGCUGGCUGCAAGGUCCCGCCUGUCUCCUGUGAGCUAAGAACCCUGUCCCUGCCUCGCAGAACACUGCAGGAGACGCGGCCACGUGCAGCUCCAGCCCUACCACCCCCCCCGGCCCCCACCAGCCCUGGGGUGGGGAUGCUGCCUGGCUCAGAGGGGGAGGCAUGGGGUAGGGCUCCCGUCCGGCUUCCACACCCCAGUACCGGGCAGCCUGAGAGCGCAGGCAAAAGCUGCUUUGCAAAGCACCGUGUCUGUAGGAGACACGUGGGCAGCUUUGGUGCUCCCUGGCUCAGCGUUGUGCCUUCCCGUCCAGUGUUGCUGAUGCCAGAGGAGUCAAAGCCACUCUGCACAGCCGUGACAUCCCAUCCUCCCCCAUCUGACACCUCCAGCUCCCCCAGGGGCUCCUGACAGAGCCCGUGAAUUCAGCCAGCCCUCCCCAGCCAGCCCACGGGCAACAAAAUACUGUACAGUGAGCGUGGUGGGUCCUGCGGGGACAUGCGGCGGCAGACCCUCCCCUCCAGCCCUCACUGCCAGCUCCCUCUUUGCACUAAAAGGUGUGUCCUCGCGAGCCUGCCUCCGAAAGCGUUGGGUUUGGGGGCUGGUUUUGUUAUCCAUGGCGUUUGGUUUGUUUGUUUUUUUUAAACUAAG